CUGAGAAUACGUUCCAUACACCAGACCAGUUUCAAAUACACGCUCGAAUACACUCUAUACUUUUCAGAUUCUUUUUUAUUAAAGAGACCCAUUAUCUCCCUUGUUUUGAUGAUUUGUUUAAAAAACAUUAACAAAUUGUUAUGCCAAAAAACAAGGGAGGCGGUGGUGCUAAAGGUGGUGCAAAAGGGGGAGGAAAGGAUGCAUCCAAAGGGUCCAGUGAUGGAGGAGGUAAAGGAGACACGAAACAGACAAAGGGAGGAACUGCUGUUAAGGUGAGACAUAUCCUCUGUGAAAAACAGUCAAAAGCUCUUGAAGCGAUAGAAAAGAUCAAGAGUGGAAUGAAGUUCAAUGAAGUUGCAGCUCAAUACAGUGAAGAUAAAGCCAGACAAGGGGGCGACCUAGGCUGGAUGACGCGUGGCAGUAUGGUGGGACCAUUCCAAGAGGCAGCGUUUGCACUCCCCAACAGUACCACAGAUAAACCAGUCUACACAGACCCGCCAGUUAAAACUAAAUUCGGUUACCAUGUUAUAAUGGUGGAAGGAAAGAAAUAGCAGUGAGAGUCUGUGACAGAAUACAAAUGACGUGUUCAGAAUUUACAGUGGAUCCAGGAUAUUACUGGGGGGGGGGGGGGGGGGGGGGGAAGAGAGAGGGAUGGACUAAGCUUUUUAUGUUUGUGCUUGAAAAUGGUGAAUUUUAACUAUCAUCGAGUUUUAGAGAUGGAAAUUUUCUGGAUUUCCAGAUUUUUAAUCGUCUGUUCAGUGUUUCUGGAUUUUCUGCUGCUUGUCCAAAGUUUUCCACAUUCUUCAUCAUAACUCACAAUACGGUUUCGGCUGAUGCUGCAUGCACAUACAUUCUGAAUUGGACCUCUAUUUUAGACCAUUUUAAAUUAUCCCCUAGUACCAGUUUCAUAAAUUAAAAUUUCCUCUUUUUGUUUUCGUAACCCGAUUGAUUUUUGGUGAUUGUAAGUUUAUCCAAAGCAAAUUGGAUGGGUGCAUCUCAUAAACACUCCCACUCUACUGCAUAUACGUACCAAGGAAUACCAAAUUAGCUGUUGGCAAAUACUGAACAGAGAACUUUAUGGGAUGGACUUGUUGGGUGUCAAGCACCCAGGAAUAAAACAAUUUAACCUCUCCACCCCUCACCCCCUUCACUGAAAAUAAAUCAUAUGCAUGGGACUCUUUUCAGCUAAUAUAGCAACCUGUACUGUAUCUCACAUUUUUAGGAUACGUGGUUCUCUGAAAGACAUGUAUACUGCUCGUCAAACAAGUAAACUGAAUGCUAAUGUGAUGCGAUUGAUAAGCCAUCCUACUGUCUUGAGCAAACAACCCAAACAGCUGAGGUGGGUGUCAAAAAUUGCAUGCUAUGCUUGAAAAUUAAUAGGAUAUCAGCAUGAAAAUCUUAAUAUAAAAAUGAAUAAAAUAAAAUCUGAACAGGGCAUUUGGGUCGAUACUGUACCUUCGUAAUUUUUGUAAUCCCUCCCCCCACCCCUAAUCUUAAUGACAAUGCUGAUGUAUAAAUGGGACGUAUGUGUGCAUGGUGUAACAAUAAACAUUACGUAUGAUGUUUAUUGCACAAUAAAAACAUCUCAGACAU
Molecule: messenger RNA, 1593 nt
Organism: Gigantopelta aegis
Lineage: Eukaryota; Metazoa; Mollusca; Gastropoda; Neomphalida; Peltospiridae
Product: peptidyl-prolyl cis-trans isomerase NIMA-interacting 4-like
Exons: 4
Coding region: 141-551 (136 amino acids)
Biological process (GO): rRNA processing
Molecular function (GO): peptidyl-prolyl cis-trans isomerase activity; DNA binding
Source: RefSeq, a predicted model, not a curated record